CCAGUCCUGUCUCCUCCUGCUCCGUCCUAUGCUAUAACAGUGGUGCGUGUGGAUUACAGCGGCCCAGCAGCCCACCAGCCUCAACACCCAGCGCUCCAUCCACUCUGCCCUGCUGCGGCAACAAGAACCACCACCAACCACCGGGAGAGCUUCCACUAACAGAGGUAGCUGCUGACUCCAUGCUGUGGGCCUGACAGCUGGACAUGGAGCUGAAGGUGUGGGUGGAGGGUGUGGUCAGAGUGGUGUGUGGCCUGUCACUAGACACCUCCUGUCAGGAUGUGGUCAUUGCUCUUGCUCAAGCCAUUGGCCAGACAGGUCGCUAUGUUCUCAUCCUGAGAUUCCAGGGAACUGAGAGACAACUGAUCGCUGAUGACUGCCCGCUGCAGUGUCUGGCUCAGCUGGGACAGUUGGCUGCAGAUGUCCAGUUUAUUCUGAGGAGGACAGGUCCCAGCAUUAGUGAUGGUCCAAAUGGUUCUACCACAGAGAGACCUCUUCCCCUGCACAGAUAUCCAGAGCCCUGGCCCCAUAAACACAGAGAGCCACAGAAGGCUCUCACUUUCAAUCUGGGUCCCUCAACAGUUCCCAGGCGGACUAAAGCGAAUAGGACUUUAUCACCCUCACCAAGAGCCUCUCCAGAGCCAAGGGCUUCCCCUGUUCCUUUCCUGGAUACUCUCAACCCUGCCAAGAUGCUUCCAUCUUACCCCUCCAAAGAGGAAGUGUUUAGGCAAAUCCUGAAGCAACAGGCGAGACUACAAGACCUAGACAUUCAGCUUCGAACUCUUGAGAGGGAGGCUGAGGUCUGGGAGAGGGAACGGUCCUCUCCUCCAGUAGCUGGUCUGACUCUGGACCCAGCAGAAGAGCUUGAUGAACUGGAUCUCUGUCUGAGGAGGAAUGAGGCAGAGCUCAUGUAUGGAGAGUACUGGGAAGAACAGUUACAAACAGAGUUGGGCAAAGAACAGGAUAUGCAAAGACGUCUAGACCAGAUCUGCUUGUCAUUAGAUGACUACAGCCACCAGCUUGAGGAGCUCCAUACACGUUCUGCAUAUCUGGAACAGGACAUACAAGUUGAAGGUCACAGACAGAGCUCUCGGCCAGGCACUCCACAGACAGAGGAAGUCCUGGUGCAACUGGAACAGGAGCUACACCACCGCCUGCAACAGGGAGAAGAACUGGAUGCAUCAUUGUCAGAGACUGAAAGGGAGCUACAAACUGCAGAGGCAAUGUCACAGAACAGAUGCCAGUUGAUUGAGGAACUGAAUAAAGAACUUAGGCAGUGUAACCUGCAGCAGUUCAUCCAGCAGACUGGAGCCACUUUGACCUCUCAACUCACAGACCAGGCAAAAUCCAUGCCCAUUGCUUCAAAUUACCUCUGCAACGCUGGCAUAAUGGAGGAGGCACUGCCAGAUACAGUGUCUGUGUCUUAAUAGAUUGUCCAGUGCUCUCUUACACCUCUUAAUGAUCUCCACUUAAUGAUGUGUGAUGUGGUUAUCCACAUAGGGUGGAAUCAAGACCAACUGGACUAGACUCAGAUAUACAGGAAACUCACACAUAGAGCAAUACCUCCUCUUUGAUUUGCACCACCCACUGGAACACAAGCUGGGAGUUAUCAGGACCCUGCACCACUGAGCUGAUAAUGUACCAAGCAGUGCUCAGGCCCAGGAAAAAGAGCACAAACACCUGAAGGAAGCACUUAAAACUUGCGGAUACCCAAACUGGACCUUUGUGAGAACAGCCACAAGAUCCAGGAAGAACACUAACAGUGCGGAUGAAGAAGAAAAAACGAACAAACAUAAAAAUGGUGUCAUCACAUUUGUCUUGGGAGUGUCUGAGGAGGAUUUGCAACAAACACUGUAUUCUGUAUGCAUAAUGCAUUGCAUUCUAAUGCAAUACAUUAGAACAGAAACUGGCCCACCCCAAAGACCCCACACUGAAACACAAGAAGAGCAACCUGAUGUAUGCAUGCCAGUGCAGCGAGGAAUGUACAGACCUGUACACUAAACUAAACAACCACUGCUCAGAUCAGGACUCAGCAGUCUAUCUGCACCUGAGAGAAAAGGGACACUUUUUUUUGAGGACCACAACGUCCACAUCUUUGAUAGGGAGGACAGAUGGUUCGAAAGAGGGGUGAAGGAAGCGAUCUAUGUCUAGAUAGAGAGACCAUCUCAACAGAGGAGGAGGUCUCAGACACCAUCUGUCUCCAACUUACAACACUGUCCUGUCAUCCUUUCCCAGGAGGUUGAAUCAUUCACCCUUGACCUCACGUGACUGCAAUGACCGCCACUCACUCCUUGAAGACCCUAACAACCAUCAUUCACUUAUGGAGUCAGACGACUCCACCAACACUAAUGGCACUAAUGACAGGAAGGAGCACUAACAAUCGAGUGAUGUCAACAACCUGGACAGCGUCCCCACACAGAUUAAAUAGCUAUGACUCCCCACCAGUCGGUCAGAACUGAAGAGGCUUCUUGGAUGAGAAGUGAAAUGUCUUCAAG
Messenger RNA from Myripristis murdjan (pinecone soldierfish), 2492 nucleotides. Its product is annotated as ras association domain-containing protein 7-like. The record is from RefSeq and is a predicted model, not a curated record. The transcript has 6 exons. NCBI's taxonomy places the organism in Eukaryota, Metazoa, Chordata, Actinopteri, Holocentriformes, Holocentridae. The coding region runs from base 204 to 1424 and encodes 406 amino acids. Gene Ontology annotation, biological process: signal transduction.